CUUUACUCUCCUAACAUCCGUCUUCCGGUUAUGGGCAACAUGGUUGUGGAGGUGUAACUGUGUCCAUCUGCCUGCUUAUUCGCUUCUGUUGAAGAGCGUUUGUCACGUUGACAGCUAUAAUUAAAUCAAGUAAUAUAUUUAUCAAGCAGCCCAGCGGUCAAAAUGAAUAUACGCAACGCACGGCCAGAGGAUUUGAUGAACAUGCAGCACUGCAACCUGCUGUGUCUUCCAGAGAACUAUCAGAUGAAGUACUACUUCUACCACGGCCUGUCCUGGCCACAGCUGUCAUACAUAGCAGAGGAUGAGAACGGGAAGAUAGUUGGAUAUGUUUUGGCAAAAAUGGAGGAGGAUCCUGAUGAUGUGCCUCAUGGACACAUUACAUCACUGGCCGUUAAACGCUCUCACAGGCGUCUUGGACUGGCUCAAAAACUGAUGGAUCAAGCCAGCAGAGCCAUGAUUGAGAACUUUAAUGCCAAAUAUGUGUCUUUGCAUGUCAGGAAGAGUAACCGGGCCGCACUUCACUUGUACUCAAACACGCUUAAGUUUCAGAUUAGUGAAGUAGAGCCCAAAUAUUAUGCCGAUGGAGAAGAUGCUUAUGCCAUGAAGAGGAAUCUCACACAGAUGGCAGAUGAGGUAUGGAGCGGUGCAGUUAUACAUAAUUAUGUGAUGCCAAAUACAGCUUUUCCCCUCAAUUUAAAUUUCCCAAAUUGUAACCUGAUCCUCUACACCCACUGAACAGAUGUGGAUUGAAUAACACAGGCACAUUUUCACUUUAAAUCUUCUGGAAACGGCCCACACAUACUCCAUUCUCUCCACCUGGAUUUCUCCAUUAGGACUGUAACGUUAGUCAUGGCUGCUGUAUCUUUGCUGAACUCCGAAGGG
Pimephales promelas (fathead minnow) is the source of this 882-nucleotide messenger RNA. Lineage: Eukaryota; Metazoa; Chordata; Actinopteri; Cypriniformes; Leuciscidae. The record is from RefSeq and is a predicted model, not a curated record.